Trichoderma reesei QM6a is the source of this 2175-nucleotide messenger RNA. RefSeq lists its product as uncharacterized. Bases 1 to 2175 code for a protein of 724 amino acids. The record is from RefSeq and is a predicted model, not a curated record. Lineage: Eukaryota; Fungi; Ascomycota; Sordariomycetes; Hypocreales; Hypocreaceae. The transcript is spliced from 3 exons.
AUGCAGACCAGGCGGGCCAGCAAGGCCACUGCUCCUGCGCCAUCAUCGCCUCAGUUGCCAUCAUCUCCUCCCGCCCUUCCAGGCGUCAGGCGAAACCCCCCGAGAGCCAAAAGGCCGCAAGCAGUUCAGGAUGUCGACGAGGCCUCUAGUUCGGGCCUCAGCUCUGGUCUAAGCUCUCCUUCUGCCAGACUCCUCAAGGGGGCUCUUCGUCCUUCUCAUCUUUCUGACGUUCGUCCUUCUUCACCAUCUCCCGGUGGACCUUCGGCGUCAGCCCUCACGCCCAACGCAUCUUCUGCGAUGCCAAGCGUGGAACUGCCCAAAGGCCUCACCUCCGUUCCACGCAAAGGAUCCAUCGUCUUUGAUCCCCCACCGCGCCGAGGGGCCCCUCGCCGAAACAGCGGCAGCAGUCUAAGGAUAAGCCCUGAUAGGGACUCUGAAGAUGAGCCAACUACCCCACCCAAGUCCGCAGCCGAGCUUGAACGCGAAGAGUUGAUCCUGAACGAGAUCGAAGACGCGGAGCAUCAGCUCAAGGUUGAGGCCAGCGACUCGUUGGCAAGGGACGCUAUCAACGUUAUUAAGCAACUUCAGGACAAAUCACGGCCAGCGUACCACAAGGUGCUGUCUAUGAAGAUGCAGGCCUUUGAGGCCUCUCGCCGCGUGUUUCUUGCCCCUGGGCAAGCAUUCCCGUUCCUCCAGUACGGCUGGCUGGACAAGACAAGACUUGACAUCUCAGAUUCAGCCCGCGCCAACGUUCGUCUUGCCGUCAAGUUGGCAAACAUUGCCACCGCGCUCAGCCACAUAGAGAGGAUCGAGUCCGACGCAAGGGGUUCAAAAGCUUUCCUGGACGCAUUAGACGCCAACUUUCCCCACCAUUUCGCCGCCGAAGAAGGGAAACAAUACCUGUCGUUAUCGUUGGAGAUACGGACCCAGAGAGCAAUAGAACGCAUUGGCAUCUCGCAUUUGAUGGCCAAGAUGAAACAGGAUGAGGUGGCGAAGGAGGAAGAGCGGCUGCUUGAGCAACUGCGAAAAGAGGAAGCAGAAGCACGACGCGCCCUGGAGGAGGAGCGAAGAGCUCACCAAGAAGAGCGCCGAGCCAAGGAACAAGAGCUCAGGGCGCGAGAGGAAGCCCUAGCUCAAGCGAAGCAGCGGCAUCAGGAUCAAGAGCAACGGGAAGCGGAAGCCCGUGAAGCCAAGGCUCGAGAGGACACGAGGGCCCGAGAGGAACUGCGGCGUCAGCAACGGCACCGAGAGCAGGAAAGAGUGCGUAAUGCAGAUGUGCCUCGACAAGAGGAGCAUGUGGCGCAGCCGGGGGGCUAUCCAUCGCCGAAUGCUGAUAGGGGCACAUGGGCCGGGGAGAGCUCCCCCGAGAGCAUCCGUAGCUCUGAGGGCACACCACGACGCAUCGUACAUGACGGACCGAGACAAUCAUUGUUCAGAACCAGAGACAUGGUUGAUAUGCUCAACGCGUCAUCUCUUGAAGAAGAGCAAUCGCCAUCGGAAUCCUCCCGCAAGCGAUCUAACCCAAGCGCCUCAUAUGAGCCAGAGGACGACGACGGUUCCGAGUCCGAGCAGAGGACACGCAAGAAGGGCAAGACGGUCGCCUCGUCUAUCACUGUGCGCGGACGAAGAAGAUCAGCCGCCGGCGGCCCAUCACGAGACGACACUGACAGUUCGUAUGAGGACGACAAUGAGGAGCCAACCACCUCCGCUCCUACUCGGCGGUCGCGUGCAUCGCAGAGGCCAGAGAACCCGCCCGCGCCUCCGCCGUCCUCCGCUCCAGACUAUGCAGCCCUGCGCCACGCCAAGGAGGCGAAUCGCAGGGCAGCGCGCCUGAGCAAGCCGCGACCUCAACAGAUCCGUCACCCCUGGAGCGAAGAGGACUCCAACACCCUGAUUGAGCUCGUCAAGACGCGCGGUGCCCGCUGGGCCGACAUGGACAAGCAUGAAAGCGCAAGAUUCCAACAUCCGCGCAACGCGCAGGCGUACCGCGACAAGGCUCGCAACUUGAAAGUCGACUUCCUCAUCUCUGACGCGCUGUUGCCCGAGGGCUUCGAUCAGGUGGCACUGAGCCACAAGGAAGUGGAGAAGGUGCGUAACGCGGGCAAGAAUCCGGGCAGACUGGAGCGAGAUGUGGACGAGAAUGGCAGGCCCACGCAUACGGCCUAUGUCCCAUGA